UAAACCGUUUCUGAACUCAGAACCCGUGGAUCACAGAAAACCGCUUUACUACAGAUGCCAAAUGAACAUCUGGUUUAUCAUUUCCAUGUCAUGAGAAACGAUUCUGCUACAUAAUUGCGAUUAUCUGCAGAAACAAAGUGACAAUGAGCGUUUCUGUUGGGAACACCAUUACAUAAUCUGGGAUUCAUCGAAUAGUGCGACAAGUUUAAGUCCAUAAAGAUGUCCAAAAUUGAUCGUCUGAAUGCCCGAGUGGGAAAACUGCUGUUUAAAGCAGUGCAGGAGGUUCUGGAGGUGGUGAAGGAGACAGUGUCGGAGUACCAGGAGAAAACUGCCCGAACCCAGAGGGAGAACCAGAGUCUGAAGAGGAGACUGCUGGAGCUCCAGGAGAAGUUACAACUGGAUAGCAAUGGAAUUGUGCCACAAAAUUCCUCUUCAUCCGUCAAGGCGGAAUUGCAUCCCACAGAGCAGAAACAGAAUGAAGAGCUGGAAGAGGGUAUUGAACUCGCCCCCUCUGAUAAGGACAUUCCAGUAAUUUGUCCCUCAAAUCCAUAUGAAGACCUGGACUGUGAGGCAUCCAUCAUACCAUUAGCUACCCCCUGUCUCUCCCCUAAAUGUACAACAGGACUACUAGGGGAUGAGGAUUAUUUACACGACUCAAAGACUCUUAAAACCGAGGCUGAUCAUAGACUGUCAACACCCAUUUCAAACCAAGAAGAGCCCAUAAUUGCGGUUACAAUAACUGAAAAUGAUAACAUGAAAGUAGAAUCUACAUUAAAUGAAGUCGCCAUGCACACCACAAAUUACUUUCAUGAUGAUGCUAGUAGAGGCAUUACAUCCUUCAGCAGGAUAAACCCAGAACCUCCUGAAGCCAAUACAGGGCCCCAUAUUGAGCCAGAUGUUUUCAGUCUGGACCAAAAUGGCACAGAGCCACUGUCUCAAAGAUACAACAAAGCAAACAGUGCUGGAGCAGUAAAACAAUACACUACUCAAACAAACAUGAAAGCGUGUGGUUCAGACUCAAAUACAUUUGAGAGGAACGCAAGAAAACACUACUGCUGCUCUCUGUGUGGUCGCACCUUCAGGCAUGCAGGCGACUACAAGAAACACAACCGGGUCCACACGGGGGAGAAGCCGUACUGCUGCUCCGUGUGCGGGAAGCGCUUCAGCCAGUCGGGCUACCUGACGGUGCACCUGCGCUACCAUACAGGAGAGAAGCCGUUCGGCUGCAGUCAUUGUGGCAAAAGUUUUAGUCAUUCAAGUAACAUGAAAAAACAUCAGCAGACUCAUCUGUGAGUCAGCUGUGUUUUCAGUAGCUGAUGUAUCCAUAAUUUUUCAAUUGAUGUUAUUUAUAUUUAGGGAUGAACACUGAAAAUGGCUAUAAACUACAAAUUGAAGUAUUUGGAGUCUCAAGUAAAGUCAAUUUUUAUCAGUGGGGCGUAUUGCAACCCUAUUUAAAAAAUAAUGCAGCUGCAGAGUGUCACAUGGAAAACUUAGAGCACAUGUCAGCUUUCAGAGUCUGGAGCACAAUUUGACAUUUCCCAUUGUUACUAUUGCCUGUCAGUCUUUCAGAGAUUGUGUUUACUGUGGUACACAUCUACUGUGGAUAUGCACAUGCAAAUUUACAGAUUGAAUAAAUGUGUUUGGUACUUCUGUAUGGUAAAUUGUUCUGCUUUGCCUGCAAGAUUUCUAUAGAUCGAUCAUGUAUAAACUGAUUCCCCAAACCAAA
This is a messenger RNA of Scomber scombrus (Atlantic mackerel), 1726 nucleotides long. Its product is annotated as zinc finger protein with KRAB and SCAN domains 3-like. The transcript is spliced from 3 exons. Bases 220 to 1293 code for a protein of 357 amino acids. Gene Ontology annotation, biological process: regulation of transcription by RNA polymerase II. Gene Ontology annotation, molecular function: RNA polymerase II cis-regulatory region sequence-specific DNA binding; DNA-binding transcription factor activity. NCBI's taxonomy places the organism in Eukaryota, Metazoa, Chordata, Actinopteri, Scombriformes, Scombridae. The record is from RefSeq and is a predicted model, not a curated record.